Messenger RNA from Blastomyces dermatitidis ER-3, 2947 nucleotides. Its product is annotated as oligosaccharyl transferase complex subunit OST4. Gene Ontology annotation, cellular component: membrane; oligosaccharyltransferase complex. The transcript is spliced from 3 exons. Lineage: Eukaryota; Fungi; Ascomycota; Eurotiomycetes; Onygenales; Ajellomycetaceae. The record is from RefSeq and is a predicted model, not a curated record. Gene Ontology annotation, biological process: protein N-linked glycosylation. Bases 679 to 1170 code for a protein of 163 amino acids.
CCGAAGGAUUGUUGGCCUUGGAGUCGAUAGUAGCUGAGGGCGUAAAGGGCGCCGACGGAGAGGCCGGCGGCGAUGGAAGGGAUGGAUCCGGUGCGCGCGUAACCGAUGAUGCCGCCACAGGAUGUCAGGACGGACAGCGCGGCGGCUGAGAUGGUGAUGUUUUGAGAAGAGGGCUGUUGGGGAUGUUAAGCUCUUGUCCAGUGGGAUGAAGCGAGAUAACAGGGAAGCGUGGCUGCGUGGCUGCGCUAGAAUAUGAGGGGGAGAGGGACGAGGGGGAUUGGGGCUUCGAUAAGCUCCGUACCCACCAUUGUUACUUUUCGUGCGCUUCUUAACACUUGUGGCUUGGGAGAUCGUGUUUAACAAACCGGCUAUGCGUCGUAGCAGCGAUAUAGUGGGUGUGGAAGUGUCAACUCGGUGGAAGUUUAUUUUAAGCUUGGAUGGAGCUUGGGCCAUCGGGCCCGAGAUCACGUGCUGAUGAGUACGGUCAUGUGAUAUGCGACUACCUGUUCUUGUUCUAAACUUCGAUAGAUCAUGGAUGCGCAGGUUGAGGGAACUGGACGCCAUUGCCCGCUUUGCAUCCCUAACGGUGCAGAUACGUUGGAUCGAAAAGAAUACUAUAUCUUAUCCGCCUCGCAUUUCUUCUUUUAGAACCGUUCCAUUGCCGCAGCUAUCACCACAAUGGCUCCAAAACGCCGUGUUGCAUCAUCAACCUCUACGCCAGCAAAGGCGACUCUCAGUCCAAUUCCAACAAAAGCAAGCGCCUCACUUUCUCCCAACUCUCAACCUCAAAACAUUGUAGUUGGUAUCUGGCAGCAAUAUCUAGAACAAACACCCAGAAGAACACUUCAACUAGAUGCAUUUAUGGCAUUUCUACUUAUUGUAGGAGGCGUACAAUUUCUAUACUGUAUGCUGGCCGGGAACUAUCCAUUUAACGCGUUUCUCAGCGGCUUCUCCUCCGCUGUCGGCCAAUUCGUUCUCACUGCUAGUUUGAGAAUGCAGACGAGCCACCAGGGAGGGAAAGAUGGAAAGGCUACGUCUACAUCCAAAACCGUCUCGAAACCGACGAAUGAGGAUCUACCGUCGAACGGCUUAUCUAGUGAAAGGGCGUUCGCGGACUAUGUGUUUGGCAGUUUGAUACUGCAUUUCUUCUGCAUCAAUUUUAUCAACUGAGCCGGCUCUUCGUCCUUUACACUCUUUUUUACAUUUCUUCUGCUGCUGUCUACGUUUUUAAACAACUAGCAGUUAUGUACGAUAUAUAAUACUACCAACUGCUCAAGGUCUUGAGACCAAUUAAAUAGACUAUCAUGCGUGGUUUCCGAGUCGUUAGGGAGUUAUGGCACGGGGACUAGAUAUGUCCCCAGGGCUGGUAAAAUUAUGAACGAGUAUUUUUAUGUCAUUUGUUAAACCCAGUAUAACAGUGCAAUCCCUCACUGGUCUGAACAGCCCAUGGUGUGUUAGAAUGACAUAUCAUUUGCCUCGACGUGACUAAUUUACAUCCCUAACGGGUCUCCAAGAUAGAAAUAUAAACAGCUCUAAAGCUCUAAAUAUGCCAUAGUUUGAAUCUAUUCCAAAUCUCAUUCCGGUCUAGGAGGGAAAAAAACCUAGCAUCAAAACCCCCUCGCACCCCUUUUCAUAAUUGGUCUUUUAACCACACUCCCACCCCCGCCGGCAGCCACAUUAGACCCAGGCCUCCUUACAGCUGUUGUCCCAGAGGCAGGCCGCCUCACCACGGUCCUUACCCCCAUACUAGCAGACCCUCGUUCCGCGUCCCGUUUCCUCCGUAAUGCGUCGUCUUCGGUCUUUUUCCGCUCCUGCUCAGCUGCGCGCUCGCGAUCAGCAGCCAUUUGCGCCUCGAUUUCCAUCCGUCUGUUGAAUUCGUGCUCUGUCACACGACGCUCUCGGGCUGAGUACCCUUUUUCUUUUAUCGAGUAGAAGACUCCACCUAGGUCGGCAAGCCACUAGAGGUUUUUGAGGUUUAUGUUAGCCAUCCAGAUAUAGUGAGGUAUUGGAGGUGGUUGGCUCUUCUUAAGGAAGACGGAAGUGGUCAUGUUGAAUAUAAAGAAAGAAAACGCAGCGAUGCUACAAGUGGGUUGAAUCAAAACUUACCCGAGGAUCCACAGAUGUAACGGUAGACAUAUACUCCUUGCUAGUUAAGAUCAAUUCGUGGUACACUACAUAGUCGGGUAGAUAACCAAGGCCGUAUAGCGCACUCGUCGGGUGAAGUUGUAUCGUGACGCUCGUGCGGAGAUUAAUAUACUCACCAAUCCCCUUGACCCUGGCGGCCUGAUGGUAAUACCCAGAACAUAUACACUUUCGUAUGACGUCCCAGUCGGUUCCGCAGCUUGUUAUGGUCAUCUUUUGCAUUGUCAUGAUAUCGUACAGCUGCUCGCGGAUCUCCUUGGCACGGCGCAACGCUUUGGAAUGCAGGAAAUGUUUUAUGCACCAUGAAUCCGAGUAGCCGUUCGAUUUCCACUGCGUGUAUACAUGAAGCAGGGUGAGAUGGUCGGACUCAGGCACGAAAAAUUUCUCUCGAGCAGCAUCUGAUUCCUCUUGGCGCUCUUUGGGUCGGUAGAAUACACCCGGUACAGAAAGCAUUGACACGAUCGUUAGCAUCUCCUCGCUACAUUCAUAUUCUUCAGACGCACUGAUGAGAAGCUUCGCAAGAGAUGGGUCCAUGGGAAAAGCACUCAUGCGGCGACCCAUUGGUGUUAAGUCUCCAAGAUUAUCGAUGGCACCCAAUGCCCAGAGAUCAAACAACGAUGUAGUAAUGGUAUCUUGCGGCGGUGGAUCCAUAAAGUCGAAAUCGAGUAGAUCCUUGACUCCUAACGAUUUCAACAGUAGCACAGUGUUGGACAGGUUCGUUCGCUGGAUUUCAGGGAUAGUUUGGAUGUAUAACUCGUUUUUGAACGCAAGUUCUGUGAAUAAGUGAUAGGCCUUGCCAGGACCG